Aspergillus luchuensis is the source of this 231-nucleotide messenger RNA. Its product is annotated as cytochrome c oxidase subunit 7. The transcript is spliced from 5 exons. The coding region runs from base 1 to 231 and encodes 76 amino acids. The record is from RefSeq and is a predicted model, not a curated record. NCBI's taxonomy places the organism in Eukaryota, Fungi, Ascomycota, Eurotiomycetes, Eurotiales, Aspergillaceae.
AUGUUCCGCACCGCUCCUCGUCUGGCUGGGUUCGUGUUCCGUGAGAACCGUGUCCCUUACUACCAGCGCCUUUUCCAGCAGCACGACGGCAAGCGCCAGUGGUGGAAGACUGAGCGCAGUGGUUACCUCAUGUGGCCCUACCUCAUCUCCGUCUACGGCAUGGGCAUCGCUACUACCUACGCUAUGGGUCGUAUGGUCUUUGGCCACAAGACCUGGUUCGGCAAGGCGUAA